This is a messenger RNA of Dracunculus medinensis (Guinea worm), 369 nucleotides long. The record is from the annotation of a GenBank genome assembly. NCBI's taxonomy places the organism in Eukaryota, Metazoa, Nematoda, Chromadorea, Rhabditida, Dracunculidae.
AUGUUCCCUAAUGAAUAUAUUUAUUUCAAAUAUCGUAUUACAGCUUGUGCUUUGGGAACUUAUAAGGAUGUGGCAGGUGAAGGAGAAUGUCGAAUAUGUCCAGCACAUUCUCGAUCUCCAAAAAUUGGAAGUCCUAACUGCCAGUGUGACGAAGGUUAUUAUCGAGCAAUCAAUGAAACUAUACACGAUGGAUGCUCACAAUUAUUGUUAAUACUCAGUAGUGAGCCCAAUAAUUUUUCUUCAUCUACUACAGAACCACCAUCGAAACCAUCUAAUCUGGCAACUGUGGAGAUUGAACAAACAUCGGUGGUAAUUGAAUGGGAUGAACCAUUGAUAUUAGGCGGUCGAAAGGUGAUUUUAAUUAAUUGA